Messenger RNA from Letharia lupina, 1863 nucleotides. RefSeq lists its product as uncharacterized. Gene Ontology annotation, biological process: lipid metabolic process. The transcript has 5 exons. NCBI's taxonomy places the organism in Eukaryota, Fungi, Ascomycota, Lecanoromycetes, Lecanorales, Parmeliaceae. The coding region runs from base 1 to 1863 and encodes 620 amino acids. The record is from RefSeq and is a predicted model, not a curated record.
AUGCCGAGACUAAAUUGUUAUUCUCUUCGGAUCGCAAACGUUCCGCAGAAUACCGAGGUCACAGCUCUAAUUGGAACGCCUGGGGAACUCAUCCAUUCCUCCUCAGCACGCCAAAUGGAAUCAGAUAAAGCGCAUACUUUCCUCGUGACGAUCAAAGGGGAUCGUGAGAAAUUACAGAGAUUGGUUAAGGAAGCACGGGAGGCGGGAGAAAAGAAUGGUGCUCUGAAAAAGUAUCACUACAGUGAUGAUUUCCCCGGCAUGACGCCUUUGAACGAGGUCUCGCGUACACCAGAAACCGUGGACAUCAUCGCCGUGACCGGUCUUGGAGGGCACGCCUUGCUCACUUGGCAGCAGUACGAGGACGAGAACUGGCUGCGCGAUAGGCUACCCGCGGAUCUCACCAAUUGCAAAGUCUGGACCUACGGCUAUAAUUCAAAACUGCUCGACAGUACCAACGAGUCCGGGACGUACGAGUUGGCGAAAUCACUGAAGGAAGACUUCGAGACGGCGUUCCGGUAUAAUCACAUGACUCGAGUCAUAGUGAUUGGACACAGCCUCGGAUGUCUGCUUCUAAAACAUGCUAUGGUGCUUGCGCGCGAGCAAAGUCACGAACAAUAUCUCUUCUCUGAUUUUAUAAUAGGCCUCGUCUUUUUCGGCGCACCUCACAACGGAAUCGAUUUCGAAGCACUGGAAGAAAGUCUCAGAGAUAUAAUAUCGAGAGCUCCUAGACUGAUCUUAGAUCUAAGACCGGGUUCAAACUUCCUCAAAGAUAUCGGGAACCGAUUCAAGAAUUAUUUCGGCGAACGAGGUCCGAAGGUUGUUUCGGUGGUGGAGCAGAAGCAUAGUCCCAAAGUGGUAUAUGACACGGAGGGAGGGAAAUUGGUGAAGAAGAACGAGAAGAACUUCGCGGUCACGGCCGAGUCUGGUCAGCUGCAUUGGCCAGAUAAGAGAGAAUUUGUCAUCUUUGAUGGAAAUGGUGAUCACUCGGAGAUAGCAAAACUCAUCCCCAGUAAACCGGAAAGCCAAUACAAAACCAUCUUGAAUAAGAUGGAAACAUGGAUCAUCAACCCCUCACUCCAGACUCACUCGAGCAAACGUAUGCAGAGGUCCGCUGGUUUCGACUCACCCAGCGCCAGCAAUAUCUCUGCGAGCGAACAUGCUCUCGCGCACCAAUCACCACCUCUUGCACUAUGCGCUCCGCCAGCAGCCGAGCCAGAUACAUUAGGAGUUGGGUCUAAAAGCGAGCCACAUCCACCAGAUACGAGAAUACCACGCAAAGCUCAGAUCUGGCUUGAAGACUGGCUCCACGGCACCGGUGUCGGUGGUUCGAAUCCGCUAUGUCUCCACGGAGGUCCGGAAACAAAGCACUGGCUCGGGCCGACCAUGGUCUUCAUUCAACAGAAGCUGUCGAGUAUGGGUCAUCGGGUCAUAUACUGUCCCAACGUCGGGGCGGGGAAGGAUUCAAUGGACGAGACAUUCUCUACACUGGCAUUUCGUUUGCAGGAUCUACUAGGACAUAAAAUCGAGCUACACGGAUUGGACCCCUCCACUCUUGUGGAACGUCUCGAAGGUGCUUUUCAGGAUUUAAAUGAAUCGGUCUCGCCCUUGUUUGUCCUCGUCAAUGGCCUUCAAGCUAUCGGUCAGCGACAUUGGGACAAGGCAGUAGCUUCGUCCGCCCUGACCGUGUUCCUAAGCGUUUUGUGUAGAUCGUCACCUUCGUCUGCCUUGAAAGUAUUGUUCAUAACUCACAGUCUGCCAAACGCCUUGGCCACGCAAAUGUUCGAUAGGGACCAUCAUCAAAUAGGCCAUUUACAACUUGACCGAAAGCUUUCAAGCCUGCAAUUUCCGCGAGCUGCGCAAUGA